This is a messenger RNA of Candidozyma auris, 1290 nucleotides long. RefSeq lists its product as uncharacterized. The record is from RefSeq and is a predicted model, not a curated record. Lineage: Eukaryota; Fungi; Ascomycota; Pichiomycetes; Serinales; Metschnikowiaceae. The transcript has a single exon. Bases 1 to 1290 code for a protein of 429 amino acids.
AUGCUUCUUCGACAUUGCUUGUUUCCUUUACUCGUGGUCCCCUUCAGCCUGGGCCAGGAAGAUCCAGUAGCAUUGGAGAGAUUCUACGAUCACCUCAAAAUUUUUCGCCAGGUGUUUAGUGUAAAAAAUGAUCCAGAGAAGCUCUCUAUGAUCAGAGAACUGGUCCACAGGGCGUUUUCAUCAAUACCGGCAACAGAAAUCGACAAAUCAACACACUUCAGCUUCUUGGCCAGUGGUAUCACGACUUCACAAGAGAUGCGAUACUCUAUCUUGCCAUUCGAGCCAUUGAAACCGCCAUUGAUUACUGAACGGCCCACAUCGCAUACGCCUUCUAAAACGGCAACCACGCCAAGCGAGACUACGGACGAUAAAUUUUUGAUAGAUUUAGAAAAUCGUCUGGAGCGUGAUAUGAUGAAAACAACGAGCUCCUCCUCUGCUACUGAUAAUAUUUUUGAACUCCCCCCUCUUUUCUCAAGCACAGUUAAUGACAUACCAUUCCCAGGCACAACACCUUUGCCAGUGAUUGAAUCUGAUUUACAUUUCUCGUCGACAAUUGAUGACCUUGUGCCCACUUUAUCAACAAAAGGCAGCACGAAGAAAGCAAUAGCAGGGCUAAAAUCCCCUAACAGGAUCCAGAUCAAACCUCAGUUCAGACACCACAAGUCCAACGCAGCGGUUAAACCAGGUAUUUAUGCAAAACCAAAGGUUGCGUGGUAUGGAAACCACCUUCAAAUGAUUCAAACAAGCAUCCGGUUGGAAACGUUGUCAUUAACGCCAACUACAACACCUCCUAUGACCGCAGCAGUGAUUACCACAACAAAGAUAGUCUCGGAAAGCACGAUGACAUCAGAGAGCACGACGGUUUCAUUGCAUCACCUUGAUAGGCGACCGAGGGAGGACUUCUUCGAUUACGCAAGGCGAAUCUACCCUGUGGUGAAGACCAUGAUUGAGGGAACGGAAUCACAGAACAAUUCGACACAACCAGUAAAUGAAAGGCCAAAUAGCACGACAAAGUCAAAACUAACGAAGCACAGUGAGUCUUCAAGCAAUUACUUUGAAUCUUCUACACUAGAGUCGAAUGUCUCGUUCAACAUGCCGUUGAUGAUCGAUUCGUCAUACAAAACUGAGUUGCCUUUCCUCGCCACAAAGAAAAAGGCGAACACCGAAACUCGACCCAAUCCGAGAAGGUCCAGCAUUUACGCCUUAUUCACAAACUCGGCGGUGCUGUCGUCAACAUUUUCGCUGGCGACAGCCAUUAUAGUUUUUGCUUUCUUCGUUUCAUUUUUAUGA